This is a messenger RNA of Huiozyma naganishii CBS 8797, 2340 nucleotides long. RefSeq names its product CCR4-NOT core exoribonuclease subunit CCR4 (gene CCR4). Gene Ontology annotation, biological process: nuclear-transcribed mRNA poly(A) tail shortening. The transcript has a single exon. Gene Ontology annotation, cellular component: CCR4-NOT complex; cytoplasm; nucleus. The record is from RefSeq and is a predicted model, not a curated record. Gene Ontology annotation, molecular function: protein binding; poly(A)-specific ribonuclease activity. The coding region runs from base 1 to 2340 and encodes 779 amino acids. NCBI's taxonomy places the organism in Eukaryota, Fungi, Ascomycota, Saccharomycetes, Saccharomycetales, Saccharomycetaceae.
AUGAACGACUUUGCGCUGAUGGGCGGGGUUGCUAACCCCGUGCAGGGAGUGCACUUGGGGAACGGGACUGGCGCGGGUGCUGGCGCAGGCGCCGGGGGGAUGCCGGCAGUGCCUCCGCCGCCAGGGAUCGCUCCGGCAAACCGCAACUCGCGGCAGUUGCUGGAUUACUUAGCGGUUAAUAACAACGGGGGGGGUUGCUCCCGGUGGGGUUUCUGGAGGGGGGGCCCCGGCCCCCCUCCACCUCCAGGAGCCAUUGCGUCGGAUCCUACCACCCAGCUCCACCUAAAUGCAGCAAACGCAGCAAUGCACCCGCACCUGGAGGACCCAGCGUUGCUCAACAACGAUAUAUGGAAGUUGCAAGUGCAACUCGCUGCUGUCUCCGCUCAGUCCCUCGGACAGCCGAACGUCUACGCAAGACAGAACGCAAUGAAGAAGUACCUUGCACACCAGCAGACUGCGGGGGGGGACCCGCCCACUGCGGGGAAUCAGUCCCUGCAACAACUCAACGAGGCGUCGAUGUCCCUGCUGAAUAGAACUCGAGUGCUGCUCUCAGAGAUCGCAGCGGACUCGCAGAAAAUUAAGAAGGGGUACCAGGCGGAUGAACCAACUGCCGUUGAAAGUACAGCAGGUACUCCGUCGACCCCCGCUGCGGAAUUGCAAGCGGCAAGAGACAACAACGCAACACCUUCCAUCUUCCAACACAAGAAAAUCACCCCGUUCCACAUAGAGGACGAAGAGGACGAGGAUACGAUGCCCAUAGAGAAGUCGAAAGACACCGCAUACAACGACCAACUGUGGCAUGCACUUGAUUUCUCCAAUUUGCAAAUUUUUAACGUCAACAAGAACUUGUUCAAAUACACUUUUCUCACUAAACUGUACUUGAACGGGAAUGGGUUGUCCACUCUCCCCUCAGGUAUCAAACACCUCAACAACCUCAGAGUCCUCGACUUAUCUCACAACAGACUCUCAGAGCUGCCCGCAGAACUGGGCAACUGCUUCAGACUCAAGUACCUCUACCUGUUCAACAACUUGGUAGAGACACUCCCCUGGGAAAUGGGCAAUCUUUGUAACCUCCAGUUCUUGGGGGUAGAGGGGAACCCACUGGACAAGAAACUACUCAAGAUCCUCCUAGAAAAAUCAAUCACGGGGCUCAUCUUCUACUUGAGGGACAACAGACCAGAGAUCCCACUAGUACACGACAGACCGUUUGUGGAACUAGACAUUGACGGAGAACCAAAACACGAAUACGAGUCCCUCCAGGAGAGCUCCCAGGGGGUAGACCACGAACUGACCAAAAAGUCGUUCACCGUACUGUCGUAUAACACCCUGUGCCAACACUACGCUACCCCGAAGAUGUACCGAUACACUCCAUCGUGGGCACUCUCAUGGGAAUACAGGAGAGCGAAACUGAGAGACCAAAUACUGUCGUACUCUUGCGAUAUUAUGUGCCUACAAGAGGUCGAGGCAAGGACUUUUGAGGAUUUUUGGUUGCCACUACUAGAAAAACACGGGUACAGUGGGUCCUUCCAUGCAAAGACGAGAGCGAAAUUGUUACAACAUAGGGACUCAAAGAAAGUUGACGGGUGUUGUGUGUUCUUCAAAAGGACAAAAUUUAGAUUGAUCAAGAAGGAAGAAGUGGAUUUCUCUAGUACUUGGAUGAAACACGAGAAAUUCCAAAGAACUGAGGAUUUCUUGAACAGAGCAAUGAACAAGGAUAACAUCGCACUGUACUUCAAAUUGCAACAUAUUGCCUCGGGGGAACACAUCUGGGUCGCAACGACUCAUCUCCACUGGGACCCGAAGUUUAACGAUGUCAAGACAUUCCAAGUUGGGGUGCUCCUCGACCACUUGCAAACGCUGAUCAGACAGGAUAACCCAAGACAGGACGUCAAGAAGGCACCUGUGAUCAUCUGCGGUGAUUUCAACUCGUACAUAGACUCAGCGGUCUACGAGCUGCUCAGCUCGGGGAGCGUCAAGGACCACCGCGACGGCAUCAAGAGGGACUACGGGUACAUGUCGCAGAAUAACUUCAGCCACCAACUCGCCCUCAACUCCAGUUACGGACUUAUCGGAGAACUGCCCUUCACGAACUUCACCCCGUCGUUCGUAGACGUCAUCGACUACAUAUGGUACUCGACUCACGCGCUAAGGAUUCGCGGACUCCUCGGGAAACUUGACGACGAGUACAUCUCCAAAUUCAUCGGGUUCCCAAACGACAAAUUUCCAAGUGACCAUAUACCACUGAUAGUUAGAUUUGAAUUAUUGAACACCAACAACAAUAACAAUAACAACACCUCCAAUAACAAUGCAAGCUCAAACUCUGGGAGUAGGAAAGUGUGA